Messenger RNA from Betta splendens (Siamese fighting fish), 5248 nucleotides. RefSeq names its product retinoid X receptor, alpha a (gene rxraa). NCBI's taxonomy places the organism in Eukaryota, Metazoa, Chordata, Actinopteri, Anabantiformes, Osphronemidae. The record is from RefSeq and is a predicted model, not a curated record. Gene Ontology annotation, biological process: retinoic acid receptor signaling pathway; anatomical structure development; negative regulation of transcription by RNA polymerase II. Gene Ontology annotation, cellular component: nucleus; RNA polymerase II transcription regulator complex. The transcript is spliced from 11 exons. Gene Ontology annotation, molecular function: nuclear steroid receptor activity; nuclear receptor activity; zinc ion binding. The coding region runs from base 425 to 1930 and encodes 501 amino acids.
GUCCUGAGUGCUAUUAAUCGGCAGCGCGUGAUCGGCCCCUGUCUGCGCGCGCGGCGUCGCUGCGGCGCGGCGCGGCGCGCGUUGGUGGGAGUACCCCCUGCGCAGGUCCCUUUUUUGCAGUGCGGAUCCAGUAGUUGGAGUUGUUGCACAGCGAGCGCGAGACGGAGAGGAGAGGAGAGGAGAGGAGCGCGAGCGCAGCGGCCGAGUGAGCGCAAACAGAAGAAGCAUUAGCUUAUCUCGUGCGACUAUCGCACAGCGACCUGUCACUUUUCCGCCUCCCUCCGCUUUGCUGAGGCAGCGUGUCCACGGAGCAGCAGCCGGCACCAGCGGCGCCUCGGUCCGGGUCCGGGUCCGGGUCCGGGGUCUCGGGCAGAGAAGCCGCGCACGUCCGUGCCAGCUGGCAUGAGCUAACGUAGCGGGCAGAAUGGAAACCAAGCCGUUCCUGUCGCUGGGGUUCCUGAAGCCCCAGUGCUCGUUGGCGCCCCCCAUGCAGCGAGGCCGCUCCGGCGAGGCGUGUUCCUGUUUCAGUGGCGUGUGCCCCCUCCACCAGCGCCGUCUGUCCUCAGACUCCUCAGGCCAGGUGACGUCCUCCCCCCUGGGCUCACCCACGUCUCACCGGGGGAUGCACCCGUCCCUGCUCAGCCCCACGUCCAUGGGCCCGUCCGGCUCGCUCCACUCCCCCAUCAGCAGCCUCAGUUCCCCCAUGAACGGCCUGGCGUCGCCCUUCUCUGUGAUCAGCUCCCCGAUGGGACCCCACUCCAUGAACUCGCCUGGGAUGGGCUACGGGCCCAGCGUCAGCCCCCAGCUGAACUCUCCAAUGAACUCGGUCAGCAGCACGGAGGACAUCAAGCCCCCGCUGGGCCUCAACGGCGUGAAGAAGUUCCCGGCCCAGCCCUCAGGCACGGCGCUGUCGCUCACCAAACACAUCUGUGCCAUCUGUGGAGACCGCUCCUCAGGUAAACACUAUGGGGUCUACAGCUGCGAAGGCUGCAAAGGCUUCUUCAAGAGGACGGUGCGCAAAGACCUGACGUACACCUGCCGCGACAACAAGGACUGCGUCAUCGACAAGCGCCAGCGCAACCGCUGUCAGUACUGCCGCUAUCAGAAGUGUUUGGCCAUGGGCAUGAAGAGAGAAGUGUUGUUACAUGCAGCCGUUCAGGAGGAGCGCCAGCGAGCCAAGGACAAGAACGAGAACGAGGUGGAGUCCAGCAGCUGCGCCAACGAGGACAUGCCGGUGGAGAAGAUCCUGGAGGCGGAGCAGGCGGUGGAGCCCAAGACGGAGACCUACAUCGAGAGCAACCUGGGCGCUCCGUCCAACUCGCCCAACGACCCGGUGACAAACAUCUGCCAGGCGGCUGAUAAACAGCUGUUCACGCUGGUGGAGUGGGCCAAGAGGAUCCCCCACUUCUCUGAGCUGCCGCUGGACGACCAGGUCAUCCUCCUACGAGCAGGUUGGAACGAGCUGCUCAUUGCGUCCUUUUCGCACCGCUCCAUAGCCGUGAAGGACGGGAUCCUGUUGGCGACGGGGCUCCACGUGCACCGCAACAGCGCCCACAGCGCCGGAGUGGGCGCCAUCUUUGACAGGGUGCUCACAGAGCUGGUGUCUAAGAUGAGGGACAUGCAGAUGGAUAAGACAGAACUGGGCUGCCUCCGAGCCAUAGUUCUGUUCAACCCAGACUCCAAGGGCCUCUCCAACCCAGGCGAGGUGGAGGCUCUGAGGGAGAAGGUCUACGCGUCCCUGGAGGCCUACUGCAAACACAAGUACCCCGAGCAGCCGGGCAGAUUCGCCAAGCUGUUGCUGCGGUUACCGGCGCUGCGCUCCAUCGGCCUCAAGUGUCUGGAGCACCUGUUCUUCUUCAAGCUUAUCGGCGACACGCCCAUCGACACCUUUCUCAUGGAGAUGCUGGAAGCCCCGCAUCAGAUGACAUAGUGGACGGUGGGUGGAGCCUCCAGCCGCCGCCCCCCACCCCCCACCGCCCCCGGCCUCCAGCUCGGGACCACGAGUCCCAGCUUCGGGUGGAGAACAGCCGCCUCCCUCUCCUCAGUCUCCAAGCGAUGAGCGCCGUCUAUGGGUGUGUUUUAUACCUUGUAAAAAUAUAUAAAUAAGAAAUCUCUAUAUAUGUAUGAAUCACACAACACCACGAGGGAAAGGAGUGGAUUGAAGUACAAGAGGAGGAACAUGCUGAGCCAUCACUUUGUUCUACACCUUGACAUGAAAUGAGCAGCGAUGCUCAGCUUGCAGACGCACACACAGCUUUGAACAUGAUGAUGUGGUGUUUGGACACUGAUGGGGACAAUCGUGGACGCGGGGGCGUCUUUCAGGACUGAUUUCACUUCAGGGAGCGGUGGUGAUGGGGGGGGCUCGGUUCCGCCUGACUUGACUGGACGCGUCAGGUCCUGCACUAGCGGUGUGUUUGUCCUGUUUUAGUCUCUAUGACGUGUGAGCUUUCUGGAAAAGAACUCGAGCGGUGGCUUAAAAACACUGCAAGUGCUCAAAAACCUCAGGUCUCUGCGAUUCCAACCAAUUCAAAGCAGCUCUGGCUGAGUCGGCGCUGCGCGGCCAAUCAGACGCCGGCGUGCGGCGCAGGAGGCUCUGACGGGAGCCGCUCUCAUCCGCCUGCUGUAAAUGCACAGUACGGCCUCCACCCAAACCGCAGCACGCGAUCACAGCGAACGCGGCGGCUGAAGAGCCACAAACGCCGUCCGUCCUCUGCUUUUCAUCGCUUGGCUUUGAUUUCAGCAGCGUUCACACCUCCACACUCAGGCCUCCCAGCGGGGGGCCUUCGCUUUUCAGAACACCUCAUAUGUAUAGUUACAGCCGUAUACAGUAUUGACUUUAACAGCACAGUUACCUCCGUUUCCAUCUCUCAGACUGAUUUAAGCGUUGACAGUGUGCGGGAGGAGGACGAGCUGGUUAAACUCUGAACCAGCGGAGGGGCGACGUCGGCCCAUCAGGACGCUCCUGUUCCCUCCUCCUCAGACGGACUCGCGCUCUCACUGCACUUCUGGACCAUUAAGUGUCAUUCAAGUCAGAAUGAAAUGUUAAAUAUUUUCACUUUGUGUAUCGUUACGCUUUACGUCCAUAUUCUGCUUUUUUCCUCUGCUCUUUUCUUUCUCUCUAAAAGCUGUAGCUGCUGCAAAACUAUGCAUCAAGUGCAUUUCCAAAGACUGACAACAGAGCGGGUGCAUAUUAGUGCGACUCAUAAAGGUCUGAAAGUGUUUGUGAGGCGGCUCCACUGUAAUUAUUAGCAGACGUGGAGAUAUUUUCGAUGUUUUUCUCCGCUCAUUCUGUACCGGUUUAUUCAACCUUGACUGAGUCAGGCGCUUACGAGCGCUCCCUCCAAUUAAAAGAGUGGAGUUACAGCAAAAGUUAAGGACACGUUCGCGUUUGAUGAGAGAGGAAGUAGAACAGGCAGAAAUUCAUCACUUCAAUAAGCACCUUGGCACAAUGUGACCCUGCAAAACCCCAGCACUGUGUUUCCAUUAUUCUCAGAGCAGGUGAGAAUCGGUGGAGUCGAGUGUGUCACAUCAGUGAUAACUACAUGAAAAACCUCAGUUACAAACUCAAUGUUUAUCGGAAAAGUUUAAUUUGAAUCACAAUUAUUAAAUUUAAAUUCAUACAACAUAUUUCUCCUUUUAAAGUUUGCAUUUUGUGGAAGUUUCCCCUAAAAGCGUUUGCAGCAGCACCAGUCUGCAGUGAAUUCUUCAGUUUCCCAUUCACUUUACGCAGCUGAGGGUAGUUCAGUCAAUGUUCUAUGGAGGUGUUAGCUUUGACCAGAGCACCGAUGGUAAACUGACCAGGAGUCAGUUUUAUAAAGGACACUGCUCUCUUUCCAUAUGAAGAAAAGUCACAGUACUGCACACUUCAAGUACGAUUAGUGAGUGAGGGCUGCGGUGGUCAUUUCACAGCCGUGAGCGCCCUCUAGUGGACAAGAACCAACGUGGCAACAUUACUUGAAUCAAUACCUUUGAAUCACAGCACCGUCGUCAUCAUCAGUGCUUUGCUGUGGGUCAGAUGAAACCUCUGUGUUGGAGAAGGUAGCAAUAAGUAAAACGUGAGCUGCUGGUUUGUUGUCUGUUUCCUGGUGGCCUGGUAUCGACUGCCAGCUUGAGCUCAGUUUAACGUAAAAAUAGCUCAAAUGUUUGAAACUUAAGUGUUUCUGCAGAUCAGCCCUAUUUCUGUUUGACUAUUUCUAUAUUUCCUUUAGAGCAACAUGCAAAUUUUAAUCACAGAAGCAAAUAUUCCAGUAGGUCCAUAAACGUCUCCACAUGGAAACCCAAUUUUAAACGAUGUCAUCCUAUGCUCCUCAUACGAUGAUGUCUCCUCCACUCACUUUACUGUGAUCGGUCACCACAGCUAUAAAGCCAUAACGUGGGUGAUGUGUGAGCUCAGCUGCAGGAAAUGAACAGACACAAAUCUUCUUGACCAGAUAAAGACACGAUCAGCAACGUAGAAUGAUAUCCUACAUGAAUGCUUUAUAACAUAAAGCUAUAUUUUGUUAAUAUGUAUAUGUGUAUAUAUUUAUAAAUAUAUAUCGACAGAUCUGUUCCAUGAGUAUUUCCGACAUUGAAAGAGGAGAGUCUUUCAGACCAAACUGUUCCUGUUUUUGCAUUUCAGCCUUUAUAAAAAAAAAAAAAGAAUCCUGAUCAACCAGCCGAAUCGCAGCAGCUCUAAACUCAACAGAAGCAGCUCCACAGCAGUUUACGGGACCUCAAAGAGCUAUGAAAAAAGACGACAAUAAAGGUUGAGACUUUAAACUCUCCGAGAUGUACGUGUUGCUUCGCAAUUUAUGUUCAAAAAGUGUAAUCAGGAAAAACUGAGCUUGUGACACAAUCACUGCUUCUUUGUUGCAUAGACAGUAAAAAAAAAAAGAAAAAAAAAAAGAAAAAAAAUCACUUGGAAAAGAUCUAUUUUUGUACAAAGAUAAUUUUAUCCCUUGCUUAUGUACUCUGUUCUUUCCCCUCUCUUCUGUGGGCUGUUGUAUACGUUGUGGAAACCUUUAUCUGACGAGGCAAGAGACAUUUUUCAGAUUGAAAAUGAGAGGAAUUGCCGGCUUUGGCACUUUUGGUAACCGUCGCCUUUACUUCGCCAUUUUCAACCUGUCGCUGCAAGAUAAGAAUGUCUUUCAUUAUAUUUUGUCUGUUUUAAGGAGAUGGAAUUUUUGUCAUCUGUUCUUUGUGGGUUGUUCUCUGAUGUUCUUUCAUGGACAGAAAAAAGGUUAUUAAAAAAACAACAAUGUGAACUUGA